AUGCAGGGUGGACCCCGUCGGGUGCAAAUGAGUCCUCGUGACGACGACCAACAAAAGAAGGGUCUGCAACAGCCCCAACUGACAGUCCACCACCACCACCAGCCGAUCCGGCCGCACUACCUGGACCCGCCUAAAUUUCCGAUCGGCGUUCCCGGGGGCUUUUUCAACCAGCCACCGCCACUGCACAAGCAGGAGCACUUCACUCUCGGCCUCCCCGGCGGUUUCGAGUUUUUCGCCAACAAAGUGCACAUCGUGCGGGGCAACACAAUUUCAGCGGUGGACCCCUCGCAUCUAGACUACCAGGGUCCGGAAACGGGGUACGUUCCGGCGGCCCGGGACAUUCCGCCAGUAAGCACGUACCAAAUGAACGACUUUUUUGGGUCCUCGUCCCAGAACACACCAACCUCUGCAGAAGGGUCAUCGAAUCCCUAUGCGCACUAUGACUAUCAGCAUCUAGGGGUCACGCAACGAAGCUCGGCCGUGGUGACGCGGGGGACACACAAUAAUCUCGAGCGAAAGGGAAAACGAAGAGCAUCGUGGUUCUUUUAAAGGAACAAGAUCCAUGUACGUUGUCAUGUCGGCGAAGACGUGGCCGAAAAGGAGGGUUGGUGGUGUUAGUUUUUCAAUCCCCAUAUAUUAAUCCAGCACUCUCAACUACCCCUUUCGGUAUUGUUAUAAUUCUGUAAAAGUAAGCGAUGAGCAGUGCGUAUCAAUUGAACCUGCCAUAAUUCGAAGAGUAAGUUCUUCGGCAUUGUUCUGGUGUUCUUCCCCCCAACAACCAAAAUCACGAGACACACGAAGAACUAAAA
Molecule: messenger RNA, 809 nt
Organism: Amoebophrya sp. A120
Lineage: Eukaryota; Dinophyceae; Syndiniales; Amoebophryaceae
Source: the annotation of a GenBank genome assembly